Molecule: messenger RNA, 507 nt
Organism: Chara braunii
Lineage: Eukaryota; Viridiplantae; Streptophyta; Charophyceae; Charales; Characeae
Source: the annotation of a GenBank genome assembly
GUAUUGAAUCGACGGGUGCAGUCGAGCUCCCUCUCUGUGUGUGGGCUGCUGCGUGCUUUGGGCGUUGUCGGGCGGGAGAGUUACAUUGCAGCGAAUGUGGGUGGACGAUUUUCAUACUGCCCCCGGUCUUUGGAAGGAUCGCAUGCCAUGGCGACAGAUUGCGCGAGAACAAGGACUUCUCUCGUCUGUUGACUGGAAGGGGUACACGAAGGGCAGGCGAGUAGUAUAGGAGAGGGCAGGGCAGGGAAGGGGAGGGGAGGGAAGGGUAGGGUAGGGUAGGAGGGAAGGAUUGGGGAGAGGGAAAAGGUUGGAAGACUGCUUGGGCGAGCUCUUGGGCUCUGGGAGUGUGAGCGGGUCUCACUUUUGCGUGCAAUCAUGACGACGGCUAUGGCGAUGGCGUCGUCUCCAUCCCGGUCGUGUUUGCCGAUUCUCUGUGUCCUUCUGGUUGUGCUGCCUGUAGCCAUCGGCUUUUAUCUACCCGGAGUUGCCCCGAAAGACUACGCAGAG